AUGUUUGUCCUCGGCCGCCACAAGAUGAACAAGAGAAUCAUCCGCGCCCUCCUCGUCGCUUCAUCCAUCUUCAUCUUUAGUGUUCUUCUUACCUCGGACCAUCAUGACUGGCCAUUAAAUCUUCCCGACCUUUUUGUUUUCCCAUUCGGGUCAACUGGACAUUCCCUACCAACGGAGCCACCGGGCGCAUGGGCAAAUCACCCUGUCGCACUCCUUCACGAACGAGCGAAACACAGCUUUGAUGACCUAAUUCGGCGACAAUCACAAACUGCCGAAGAUGCGUCAACCGAAUACAAGCGACGUUACCGUCGCGACCCUCCCCCUGGCUUCAACGAGUGGGCACAACAUGCGAUGCAGUUAGGUUCACCCAUCAUCGACGACUUUGACAUUCUCUCCCACGGCAUCCAUCGCUUUUCUCAUCUGAGUGCCAUCGAUAUACGCCGUCGCAUGGAGGAUGCAGCUUACGGAAAUCCAAGGGUUGAACGAUGCAAGUUUCGCAACAACAAUGGUCGAAAAGAGUUUGAUGGAGGAUGCCGGCACUUUGCACGCCCAUUGAUGGCGCUGCUGGACAGCGCAGACGCUCGUCACCAGGUACCAGAUCUUGAUUUUCUGAUCAACUUCCUGGACGAGCCAUCAGUCUUGGUUACCCAAGAAGCGAACUCGUCAUGGAGCCAAAGCGAUCCCAUCUUGCCCUGGGCGGAUCUCUCCCAUAGUCCGAUAUCUGCAGUGGUCAACAGUGCAUGCAGCUUGCUUGCCGGCUUACCCAAAAUUCCGAUUACAGAUUCAGCCGCCCCAAGACUUGAGACGGAUCUAACAUCGGAGGUGCCGUUGGUCCAAGAUGUCGCCCAGGCCAAGGAUCUUUGCCAGAAUCCGAACUACACAUCAACUCAAGGUCUUCUCAUGUCCCCUCCAACAUUUAAGCAUAUGGGCUCGCUAGUGCCUAUACUUUCACAAGCCGCGCCAGCGCCGUUUGCCGACAUACUAUACCCAGCGACGCACUACAGCUUACGAACUAGUCUGUACAAUGGGUGGUGUGACAGAAGAUGGAACAAAAAGAAGAAUGCCGUUUACUGGGCUGGUUCCUCAACGGGCGGCCACUGGUCAGACGAGGAUUGGAUGCAGGGGCACAGACAAAGGCUAGCAACGUUUGGCUUGGAUCAGGGCUACGCCGGACGAGAGUUUGUGUACCUGCGUCACGCGCCACCGACCAAUGGUGGCAUAAACAACAAUGGCGGGUUGGAGUCUUACCACGCAGGCGCCCCCGACAUUUCUGUAUACGAUGUGUCACUUACCAAAAUCGUGGGCUGCGCGUCUGAAAGUGCUUGUGAUGCCCAGAGACGAUUUUUUGGUCUGCCGACAGAUGGCAGCAAGUCACCUAGUCUUCAUCGGGAAUCACGCCCCUUCCGGUACAAGUUUGUGCUCGACAUCGACGGCAACAGCUACAGCGGGCGCUUUUACAGACUCCUUGCAUCACACAGCUGCCCGUUGAAGGCGUCUAUCUUCCGCGAGUGGCACGACGAUAGACUUGUACCUUGGCUGCAUUACAUUCCGGUUGGCAGUCCCCCUGACGAGCUACCAGAACUAGUGAGGUUCCUGACAGAGACCGGAGACGGCCAGAAGAUUGGUCAUGACAUUGCGGAAGCAGGACGAGAAUGGCAUGGCAAGUCCAUGACAGCGAUGCAUCAGGGUCUUUACAUCUACAGGCUCAUGUUGGAGAUGGCGUGGCUUUUGGACGAGAGAAGGAGCCCCAUCCAGUGGGGCUGA
Messenger RNA from Pyricularia oryzae 70-15, 1764 nucleotides. RefSeq lists its product as uncharacterized. The record is from RefSeq and is a predicted model, not a curated record. Lineage: Eukaryota; Fungi; Ascomycota; Sordariomycetes; Magnaporthales; Pyriculariaceae. The coding region runs from base 1 to 1764 and encodes 587 amino acids. The transcript has a single exon.